UAUUCAAAACUGAAAGUAAAGUAAUGUGGAAAAAUACUCAUCUCUUUGACUGUGGUUAAAAUAGUUUGAAGCUGUGGAAAUAUGUUCCAGCUCAUUGUUAUGAUUCUUUUUGUUUCUGGAUUUACGGUAGCUCAAGAAAAGCAGUUGCUUUGCAGAUCAGAUGACCUGGACAUUUUCUACUCCUCCUGUAGUCCUGGAACCAGUACGUUCUUUUUUACAGUAAAGCCUUGUUCAUUAAAGGUUUCUGUAUGGAUGGGUUUUAUGUUCUGGAUUCCAAAGUUUGAUAUAACCGUUUUGACUUCAUAUACAAGCUUGUGGUAUGGAGGUGUAAAUUCUCUAAAAUGGAAGUCUGUUAUCUGCAAAGGUGUGGAUGAUGGAUAUUCAUUUUGUGGAGCUCUGAAGGGAGAGACAAUCAAUACAACUGUAAGAAUCAGUGGUGCUCAGCCAACAUAUGACCAGGUACCUUGCACAUCUGAAUCCUCAGAAAUAAAAAUAUUGUGUUGCAAAUUUUAGCAAAAUUACUAAUACUAAUAUAUGUUUUUAAAAAUAUAA
Molecule: messenger RNA, 552 nt
Organism: Pogona vitticeps (central bearded dragon)
Lineage: Eukaryota; Metazoa; Chordata; Lepidosauria; Squamata; Agamidae
Source: RefSeq, a predicted model, not a curated record